GCGGGCGUCCGGGAGUUCCCGGAAGUGGCUGGUCGUCGGCUUCCGGUACAGGCUGGGGAAAAAUGGCGUUGGCCACGGUCUUCCCGGCUCUGUCGCGGAUGCUUGCUCUGUCAAGGCAACACCUAGUGUCUCCUUUGCUCAGCAUGACAUCAUUCAGCCGUUUCUACAGAGGUGGCAGCCCGACAGAUUCCCAGAAAGAUAUGAUUGAAAUCCCUUUGCCUCCAUGGCAGGAGCGAACUGAUGAAUCCAUAGAAACCAAAAGAGCCCGCCUGGUCUAUGAGAGCAGAAAGAGGGGAAUGCUGGAGAACUGCAUUCUGCUUAGCCUCUUUGCUAAAGAAUAUCUGCACCACAUGACAGAGAAACAGCUGAACCUCUAUGAUCGCCUGAUUAAUGAGCCCAGUAAUGACUGGGACAUUUACUACUGGGCUACAGAAGCAAAACCGGCCCCAGAAAUAUUUGAAAAUGAAGUCAUGGCACUGCUGAGAGACUUUGCUAAAAACAAAAACAAGGAGCAGAGGCUGCGCGCCCCAGAUCUUGAAUACCUCUUUGAAAAGCCACGUUGAGCUGCGCGCCACUACCUGCCGAGGGGGCUCAGUCCACAGACCCUAACUGCUUAUGAUGGAUACUGGCUUCAACUUCCUGCUUUUCCUUAGACACUCAGCUCACCGGACCCUUCGUCCUGCCCCCAGUGAUGAACCCACCUCUCUUCCAGGAUAUACAAACAUUCAGUGUCUCAUUCUAACACUUUUUAUUCAGUUCCAGGCCUCAAAAGUGGUUUAGAAGUGGGAGGGGUUCCUCUAGCAACCCAGCUGUGUGUGAAAUUGCCUUUAAAAUUAAGAUUCACCUACAGCCAACAGUGCUGAAUUUACUUUCACUAGUUUUUCUGAAAUAAAGUAGUUAAAAAGAAGCAGAUUUUGUGUUACUUCAUUUUACCUGUAAAAAACUGAUUAAAGAAAAACUGCAAUAUUAA
Molecule: messenger RNA, 970 nt
Organism: Miniopterus natalensis
Lineage: Eukaryota; Metazoa; Chordata; Mammalia; Chiroptera; Miniopteridae
Gene: SDHAF2
Product: succinate dehydrogenase complex assembly factor 2
Biological process (GO): mitochondrial electron transport, succinate to ubiquinone; mitochondrial respiratory chain complex II assembly; protein-FAD linkage
Cellular component (GO): mitochondrion
Source: RefSeq, a predicted model, not a curated record